AUGACUCACCACGGCGACUACCGUCAAUGGCCAUUUCUCAAUCCAGAGGAGUUCGAGCUUGCCAAUGCUUUCUUCGAACAGAAGUAUAUGGGAGUAACACUAGGUCGUACAAGGAAGGUUUUCAGAGUACGACUUCGUCGGGUCAUGACUACAGGAGAGUCUUAUAUCACGAUCAUGCGGUUGCUACAACCUCCUGAGGAUGCCGAUGCGGAUGAGUUGUCUCUAGCUCUUGCAAGGCUUAGCGGAGGUGGUGAACGCGGUGAGAAGCAAGACCUCACAAUAGAUGUCGACAUGAAGAUGGAUACUACAGAGGAAGAAGCGGAUGAUGAAGCUCUCUCGCAACCGUUGGGUCCCCCUCGAUACACCCAAUAUUCAGAUCAGCCAUUUGUGACCUAUGAAAUACACCUCCAUCCCACUUACCGUAUGCCAACGCUGUGGUUCACAUUACAUUCCCUACCUAUGGGUGAGCCAACUUUCGAUCUAGACUCCGUCUACCGCUAUCUUGUUCCUACCGAGUACAAAAGCAGGCUCCGGGCAGCUGGGAUCACCGGUGGAUUUUCGGCAGCUCCUCACCCCAUCACAGGAAUUCCCGCUUUCUUCGUUCAUCCUUGCCAGACGAAAGAAGCCAUGGAAAGUUUCGAUUGCUCUCUCCGAAAUUACCUGAUGGUCUGGUUGGGUUUGGUUGGAGGAUGUGUAGGACUAUGGGUACCUCCUGAGAUGGCGCAAAUUGGAGACUCUGACUGA
Messenger RNA from Drepanopeziza brunnea f. sp. 'multigermtubi' MB_m1, 744 nucleotides. RefSeq lists its product as uncharacterized. Gene Ontology annotation, cellular component: intracellular anatomical structure. Gene Ontology annotation, biological process: macroautophagy; protein lipidation; protein modification by small protein conjugation. Gene Ontology annotation, molecular function: Atg12 transferase activity. Lineage: Eukaryota; Fungi; Ascomycota; Leotiomycetes; Helotiales; Drepanopezizaceae. The record is from RefSeq and is a predicted model, not a curated record.